Messenger RNA from Capsicum annuum, 1220 nucleotides. RefSeq names its product PHD finger protein ALFIN-LIKE 3. The coding region runs from base 181 to 945 and encodes 254 amino acids. Gene Ontology annotation, molecular function: transcription coregulator activity; histone binding; transcription cis-regulatory region binding. The record is from RefSeq and is a predicted model, not a curated record. Gene Ontology annotation, cellular component: nucleus. The transcript has 5 exons. Lineage: Eukaryota; Viridiplantae; Streptophyta; Magnoliopsida; Solanales; Solanaceae. Gene Ontology annotation, biological process: regulation of DNA-templated transcription.
ACUAGUGUGUGUGUUUAACGUUAUCCGCUAGUUUUUCUCCCCUCUGGGACUCAUCAUCUUUCCUUUCAAUUUCUACUAUUAAAACCUUUUCCCUCUCCCUUUUUUUCUUUCAAAUUUUCCCCCUUCCCCGUUCUACAAAAAAAUAAACCCUAAUUUUCCUUAUUUUUUUUUUCUGUAUAAAUGGACGGUGGAGAAGGAGAGCAGUAUAAUUCCCGUACCGUUGAGGAAGUUUUUGGGGAUUUUAAGGGUCGACGUGCUGCUUUGAUUAAGGCUCUUACUACAGAUGUGGAAGAAUUUUAUCAGCAGUGUGAUCCUGAAAAGGAAAACUUGUGCUUGUAUGGGCUCCCAAAUGAACAAUGGGAGGUCAAUCUGCCUGCUGAAGAAGUACCACCAGAGCUCCCCGAGCCUGCUCUUGGUAUUAACUUUGCUAGAGAUGGGAUGCAAGAAAAGGACUGGCUAUCCUUAGUUGCUGUCCAUAGUGAUUCUUGGUUGCUUUCUGUUGCCUUCUAUUUUGGUGCUAGAUUUGGAUUUGAAAAGGCCAGCAGGAAGAGGCUCUUCAAUAUGAUCAAUGAUCUGCCUACAAUAUAUGAAGUAGUGACUGGUGCUGUAAAGAAACAACAGAAAGAAAAAUCUUCCAGCCACAGUGGCAAAAAGUCCAAGUCAAAUUCCAAGGCGAGGGCACCAGAUUAUCAGGAGAAGCUUACAAAGAUGCAGCCUAAAGAUGAAGAGGAGGGCUUGGAUGAGCAGGACGAGGAUGAGCAUGGCGAGACACUGUGUGGUGCUUGUGGAGAGAAUUAUGCGGCAGAUGAAUUCUGGAUUUGCUGUGACAUAUGUGAAAAGUGGUUCCACGGCAAGUGUGUGAAGAUUACCCCUGCCAGGGCUGAGCAUAUUAAGCAGUACAAGUGUCCAUCUUGUAGCAACAAGAGAGCUCGAGUUGACUUAUAGAAUCGGAUGAAGUAGCAUCUUCUGUUGGUCAGGUUAUUCAGGCCGUUUGGCUCUAACUCGUGGAAGUUUAGUGGCGCUGUGGUUCAUCUUUGUAUACUGUUUUCUGUUUGCUCUAGCAUGCAGCAGAUGAAUAGGGUUCUACUAUUGGUUUAGUUCUAAAUAGUCUUAAAUUAGCAAAAAAAGGUCCAUACUGUUAUUUUAAUUUUAAACAGUUAAAUGUGUCUUGUUUUUGUAGGAUUAAGUCUUAUUAAUGUGACCUAUUGAGUUCCCACCAA